Messenger RNA from Psylliodes chrysocephalus, 3880 nucleotides. The record is from the annotation of a GenBank genome assembly. NCBI's taxonomy places the organism in Eukaryota, Metazoa, Arthropoda, Insecta, Coleoptera, Chrysomelidae.
GAUACUUUUCAAAUUUUAUAUUUACCACUAAUAUAAAAAGUACGUUUUUUAAGUUCGAAUUACAAUGAUGGCGUCCAUGUUGAUUUUGAUAGAAAUGAGUGCAAGAUAUUUUUCAAAGUUAGCCUAAAAGUAAUUCAAAAUUUAGAAGAUGGACCAAAGAAGUGGAAACAGCGAUGACGAUGGUAGUGCUCCAACAAAAUCGUCCAAGCAAAGCAACGUUUUACCUCUUUGGGGCAAUGAACGAACCAUGAAUUUGAAUCCUUUGAUUUUAACAAAUAUACAGAGUUCUCACUAUUUUAAGGUGAAUUUAUAUGAACUGAAAACGUAUCACGAAGUAGUUGACGAAAUUUACUAUAAAGUUAGCCACUUAGAACCUUGGGAGAAAGGUUCAAGAAGAACUUCAGGUCAGACUGGUAUGUGUGGUGGAGUCAGAGGAGUGGGAGCAGGGGGUAUAGUUUCAACCGCUUAUUGCCUUUUGUACAAACUGUUCACAUUAAAAUUAACAAGAAAACAACUAAAUGGACUUAUAUCUCACUGUGAUUCCCCUUACAUUAGAGCACUAGGUUUCAUGUACAUCAGAUACACUUUCCCUCCAGCCAAUCUUCUGGAAUGGUACGAGGACUAUUUGGAGGAUGAAGAGGAACUUGACGUGAAAGCUGGUGGAGGACAGAACAUGGCGAUUGGGUUGAUGCUAAGGCAGUGGCUAGUCAAGUUGGAGUGGUUUUCUACUUUAUUCCCUAGGAUUCCCGUCCCUAUACAACAAAAAAUCCAGAAACAUUUGGAGGGCCGUUUCCCACCGCACGCAGUCCAAGCAGCCACCGAACGCGCCCGAGAAGACCACAAACAAGAACGCGGCGAGAGAAGAGGGGCGGGAGGACCAGCAGCGGCAGCAACAUACGAAAGAGACCGACCGGUGCGCGAUGAUCUCCGACCACCACGUGGCGAUUUACGCAACAACUUUCUACGCGACGACGACCGUCGGUUGGACAGAGACACCAGGUUUGACAGACGAGACAGGGAUCAUGAGAGGCGAGACAGACCUAGAGAGAGAAAACACAGAGACCGAAGUCCGCAAAGGAGGAAUCCGCACGGAUCUCACAAGCAUAGAGAUAGGAGUAGAAGCAGAGACAGGAGGAGUCGUUAUUAAGUUGAAAAUAAUAAGUUUGGUUAAGAGAAAUGAUUGUUUGAAGGAAAUCGUAACCCAUUGUAAAUCUUUUUUAAAAACGAAAAUUAAAUUAAACCGACUAAAAUUUGGUUUGAAAUGUACUUAUUAUUCUGGUAGCAUCAAUUGAUCUACCUAGAUCAACAUAAGUACAAAAUUCUUUCAAGCUGCUACAAAAAUAACAUAAUAGUGUCCCUUUACUGGUGUAUGCUCAGUUUUGAAUCUUACAACUGAUUUCUAUUCAGAAUAGUCAUUCUCCUAUACUUUUUGAAACUGGUACUGGUUUUCCAAGUGCUUUGGGACAUUUGUCUCUUUUUUUGUUUUCUUUUUCUCCCAACCCAGUCUUUAAUGGAACUUGGUUUGGCACCUUUUAGUAUUCCUUAAUUCAUAUCUGGUUUCUGUAUUUCUUAUAUUUUUUCAACUUUUUCAUUACCCUUGACCCCUCAGACACUCAAAGUAAUUUUAAUCUGAUAGUGAAUAUCCUCAGUUCUUCAAUGCAGUCUAGUAUCAGUCUCGAAGUCAAUUUGUGUACUUAAAAAUUGGGUACUAGAUGUGUUAUAUAAUUUUCUAAUAUUUUCCAUUCUCAUUUGUUACUAUUUCUUGUUUACAAUCAGUCCUAGGCCAUAAUAUCGCAGUUGGUCUGUCUUCCAAUUAAUAUACUCUUGACUCAGUAUUUCUUUGCUUUUAAGGUAGUUCACUCAUAAAAGGGAUUUUCUUAAGAAUUCAAUAAAAUUGAAAUAUAAGGUUAAUGAAAAUGUCUUUUGUAACUAAAAAAAAUGAAAAUUUUUAACCGUCUGUGAUAUUAACAAUCAAAAUGUGCAUAAUUAACACUCUUGAAGCCCGUCAUAUACAAGCAACGCGUUUAUUUCAAGAUAUCUCGAAAAAGGAUCUUACUAUAUUUUUUAAAAACUAAUGUAAUGUAAAUCAAGAAGUUAUAAAAUUUUCUAAAAAACGCUGAAUUUUUUGACCGUUUUAUAUAGGUAUAUAGAUUUUUAAAGGAGUCGACGCGUAGUGGGGUACAAUGAUUACAGCUUGGCAGCAUUGUAAUCGCUACACUUAACGCGCAGUUAAAUGUUAGAUUACUUUAGGCUUGUUUUGGUUCUUUCUGAAUUACACUCGAUCAGCUAAGAGGUUGCUAUAACCUGAAAAAUUAAUUCGUCCACUGUAUUUGAGAAGUGGAAUCAACGGUUCUGUUUGAACCAAAACAAACCCUUUGUAAGUAUUAACGUUAUGUAGGGUUAAGAAAUUAUCCAAAUACAUUAUUACGCUUUUUCAUUAAUAGUUUAAAUUAGAAUAACAAAUAAAAUAACAUUUGUUUCAGUGACGGCGUUUUACAUUGCACUAGAACUCUAAAAAAUUAGUAUGAGGAAGUCACGAAUUUCUAUGGGCAUACACACUCACUUAAUAGCCCACCAUUUAUAUAUUUGCGACGUUGCCGGAUGGAUUUUACUUGAAAUAAUAACGUAUCCGUAUAUAUAAGCUUACAUGUGUUGUAUACAGUUUCUUAUAAAAAUAACAUUUUUUAGCAUUGAGAAUCUCGAACUUUUAGUAUUCACCAUUAGGCGAUAUUUUUGUGUACGACUAUCACAAGUGAACUACCUUAAAACUUUUCAGAGCUCCUGGUCUUAUAAUUAUCAUUCUCUCUAUCUCUGCUGUUUGGAACUUCAGCCAUUCUUUUCCAUUGUUACAAGAAUUAUUUUAUAUUUUUUUUAAAUCAGGCGGUGGUUGGUCAAACUGGAGUGAUUUUUGGACUUUAUUUCCUAGAAUGUCCGUCCUACUUCAAAAAAUGUCCACUAGAACUUCCUCUAGAACUAAAAAUACGAAUUAUGAUUUUGUUGUCCAAUGUUGUUUACAAAUUUGGCGCCCAACGUGGGGAAUUGUUUAUUUUAUUAUGAUUCAGAAUGGUUUUAAUAAAAAAUCGCCAGGUUACGGUUUCCUUAAGUUUUCCAAGGAAUAUUUCAUACAUUUAUUAUACUCCAUAAAUAGAUCUAUAUGUGUGAAUUUUUGAAAUAAUUAAUUUUUUUUUAGUUACCUACCUACUAUUUGUUGAAAAACAUAGAAAAUAUAAUUGUUGGCUGCAUUGUAUUCACAAAUAACGAUGCCACUGACAAAGAUGGAUAGCAUUGAAAGUACUGUAUUGCUUAAAAAAAAACUUGAAUCUUAAUUAGAUAUAAAUUUCUGUAUCGUUUUUUAUUUCAUUAUGGAAACGUGUGAUGAAUUUUUAUGUAAAAGUACAAAAUUGUACACAUAAAUCUCAUAAAAAAACGAGGAAAAAAAUAUGGUACAGCUAUACACCUUUUUUUUUAUGUAUAAAAUAUUAGAAUUUUAUGGAAUUUGGUUGUGAUCAAAUUUAAUUACAAAUAAUUAAAACAGAACUUUGGUUAAAGCAAAAAAGCCAUCUUUUAUUAAAACCAUAUUAAAAAAUGGUAAUGUUGAUUUUUUCCUGUAAUUAUUCUAUUUGCGGUUUAUAUAGGGAGGUACGGAGCAACGAAGGGACUCUUGUCUCCACAAAAUGAUGAAAUUUUAUUGAUCUAGUGGUCGAAAAUUUUGUACCUACACUUGCUUCAUAUCUCAUUAUUAAUGACACACCCUGUAUAGAAGUAUCUUUUAAAGUAUGUAUAUUUACAGAAGAAGAAACAAACGAAUUAGAGUAUAAUUUUAGUUUUUAGUAUUGUAUUUGUUCAUUUUUUUUUAUCUAAAUUAAAAUCUUUUGGAGAA